AUGUCCAAAAACUUUACUGUCGUCAUCGCGACGUCGCUCGCUCUCUCGACGCAAUUCCAAGCGGCUCUCUCCUCUCCCACGACGGACCCCGCAGCGACUGAAUACAAAGGAAAAGAUGCUCUGCCUCUGGUAUCAGCAUCGGCGACUGCGCUCAGGGCGCAAGUCACGAAACUCUCUCUUCUAGCGAUGAUGUCGCCCUUCACUCCCUCAGCUAUUGCAGGUAUCCUGACGGCCGUGAACGAGUCGGUGCUUCCCUCGCUCGUCACCGCCGCCCUGCUCGUCACUCCGAAUAAAUAUACCAAGGCAUUCCACACAGAAAUCAAUACGCUGUCCAAGACAACCCUGAAGGAAUUCUCGGCAUUGGUGGAGGAAGUGAAGCUGAUUGCCAAGCAGACGGAUGAGGCGAAAAGGGAAGGAAAAGACGACAAAGAUAUCACCAAGCCGGAUCUGACGCUCUCGACCGGGCGUGUGUGGGAUGCCUGCGAUAGGCUGAACGACCUCGUCGCAAAGGGGGUUGUGGGGUUUGUGAUACGCCGCGUUGAGGAAUGGCGAGACCUAGUGCGCGAUGCAAUGGAGGAGAUUGAGGAGUGGGAUCCCGAGGAAGGAGACGAUUUCUUCGAUGACCUGAUAGGCGAGGAGGGGAAGGCAGACGAGGACCAGCAAAAUGACGAUGAUGGCGAUGACGAUGAUGAUCAGGAUACAGCCGCUCUCCUCGCGCAUAAAAAGGCUACGCUUCGUUUCCUCAAGCCCGUCGUCCAGAUGUACUCUGUCGUCGUCGUAAACCGACUAAGGAUCACUGGAGGCAUUUCGCUAGAGCCUUCCGAGAAUAUAGCGAAGCUAGAGUCGCUCAUGGCCAAUCUCCAAAGCAUCCCGGAUCAAGUUGACGAAGCGGCCGGCGCGCUCUACGAAGACAAUACAGACGGACUAAUCCGUCAUAUGAAACAAGUGAAAAGCCACGCCGCGAACGCUGUUGAUAUACUCGUUUCGCCAUGGAGCACCAAGAAAGACGCAAGGGCGAAGAGCUCGACAGAGGACAAAUUCGCAAUGUGGUCCAAGGCUUGGGUGAAAGUGUUGCGUGAGGUUACCAGAUGGCUGGAUGAGACGCCGGACAAGGCCUGA
This is a messenger RNA of Penicilliopsis zonata CBS 506.65, 1119 nucleotides long. RefSeq lists its product as hypothetical. The record is from RefSeq and is a predicted model, not a curated record. The transcript has a single exon. The coding region runs from base 1 to 1119 and encodes 372 amino acids. NCBI's taxonomy places the organism in Eukaryota, Fungi, Ascomycota, Eurotiomycetes, Eurotiales, Aspergillaceae. Gene Ontology annotation, biological process: regulation of cell cycle. Gene Ontology annotation, cellular component: nucleus.